Molecule: messenger RNA, 669 nt
Organism: Tetrahymena thermophila SB210
Lineage: Eukaryota; Ciliophora; Oligohymenophorea; Hymenostomatida; Tetrahymenidae
Exons: 1
Source: RefSeq, a predicted model, not a curated record
AUGCAUCAAAUGCACUAAUUUAAUUUUGACUUUUAAAUAUUGAAGAAAAAAUAUAGAGUUAAUUAGUUUAGUUAGUUAGUAGGAUAAAAUGAAGAAAAAAAUACAAUAAUUUACCUAAGAAAAAGUAUCAAAUUUGAUAGAUUAAAGCACUUUCCUAAACCAAAAACUAAACCUUAUACACCUUUAUCACCAAUUUUGUUCUACUUUAUUAAAUAUUAAAGAAUAAACAAAGAGCUAAUUAAUUAGUUAGAAGGAAGGAAAGAAAGAAAGAAAGUAAGAAAUAAAUAAAUAAAGAAGAAAAAUAUGAAAUAAUAAGAAAUGAAUUAAUUAAUAGUCAAAAAGUAAAAAUAGAUUUGUAAAAAAUAAGUUAAAUUAACAAAAAAACAAAAAAAAAACUAAAUCAAGCAAAAUACUAAUAAAUAAACUAAAAGAUUUAAAGAAAUUUAUUUUUAUAAAUAACAGAAAAAUAAAUAAAUAAAAUCCUUUUACCCAACAAAAAGUGUCAAAUUUUAGAGAUUAGUGCACUUUCCUAAACUAAAACCUAGACUUGAUGAACUAUUUGCACCAAUUAAAUUACUUGAAAAAUUAAUAUUUACUAAAUAAUUUAGUUUAAUGAAAAAAAUGAAGAAAAAAUAUGAAUUAAUUAAUUGUUAAUAAAACAAAAAUUGA